AAAGCAUGUGCAACCAUGACCUAGCCUUUGUCACUAUGGACUGGACAAUGUCAUUGUGGCUUCUUGGACUUGCCUGGACGGUAUCUAAGCUGUCUGCACUCCGUUGGCCAUUAUUUUUCUCUUGCUACCUAGAAAGAUCCUUAGCAACAUGCAAACUGCAGCACUCACUCCAAACAAUGCACCACCCGCCGCGGCUCAGUCCACGGAAGCGCUUGGCUUGCCAAAUAACACACCCUUCAGCGUCAUAAAUCGGGCUAGCAAACUCCAG
Suillus discolor is the source of this 268-nucleotide messenger RNA. RefSeq lists its product as uncharacterized. NCBI's taxonomy places the organism in Eukaryota, Fungi, Basidiomycota, Agaricomycetes, Boletales, Suillaceae. The coding region runs from base 6 to 248 and encodes 80 amino acids. The record is from RefSeq and is a predicted model, not a curated record. The transcript is spliced from 2 exons.